AUGACAGAGACGCAAGCGAAAGCAGAAACAUCUGUUACAUUUUCAGAUCCGGUUGUAGUUGAGAUACCAUCAAACAAUGCCGUGCCCAACAAGUCUUCCGAGAAGGCUAAGGCUGUUGAGGAGCCUGAGAAAACAGCAGAGACACCAGCUCCUGCAAACAAAUUAAGCUCAAAAGGAGGAUCUCUAGAUAGGGAUAUUGCUUUAGCCGAACUUUCCAAAGGGAAAAAGUUAUCCUAUGUGAAAGCAUGGGAAGACAGUGAAAAAACCAAAGCAGAUAACAAAGCUGAAAAACACAUCUCUUCCAUUGCAUCUUGGGAAGACAGCAAGAAGGCAGCUCUCGAAGCCGAGCUCAAAAAAAUCGAGGAAAAACUAGAGAAAAAGAAAGCACACUAUGGUGAAAUGAUGAAAAACAAGAUAGCAGCAAUUCACAAGGAAGCAGAAGAGAAAAGAGCAGUAAUUGAAGCCAAACGAGGCGAGGAAAUUCUUAAGGCAGAGGAAAUGGCUGCAAAAUAUCGUGCAACUGGAACCACUCCAAAGAAAACAAUUGGCUGCUUUUGA
Vicia faba (fava bean) is the source of this 558-nucleotide messenger RNA. The record is from the annotation of a GenBank genome assembly. NCBI's taxonomy places the organism in Eukaryota, Viridiplantae, Streptophyta, Magnoliopsida, Fabales, Fabaceae.